AUGCAGGAAACACCUGGAUUCCAGGUCUAUCUCUGCCACCCGCAAGCUACUCUGGCCCUGGCGGGCGGGGUAUGCGCCAUCACCAUGGCCCGGCUGCGCUCGUGGCUAGGUGAGGUCCAGUGGCUCGUCUUGGUGUCGCUCUUCGUCGCGGCCCUGGUCACGGUGGGCCUGUACCUGGCUCAGUGGGCGCUGGCUAGGGCGCGACCCCGGCCCCGGCGGCGGACGGCGGAGCCCGGCGAGGGACAGCGCCCCGAAUCGGACGCGCUGCUCUCCUGGAUCCUGACGCUGAGCAGCUGGAGGAGCCAGUGGCAGGCGGCCUGGGUGACCGCCCUGAACCACGAGGCCGAAAGGAAAGGGGGCCCACUGCUCCUGUCCUUUGAGGAGGAUGUGCAGCAACAGCCCCUGGAGCUGGCAGUGCAGGACGUCUCCAGUGUGAUCAGGUCGGCCCAGGAGAAGGUGGUGGUCUGUCGCGUGGUGGGCCAGACCAUUCAGUUUGUGGUCAGCACAGAACCCGCCCCGGCCGCGGGCACAGGACGCCAGCUGUAUGACGUGCAGCUGUCCCCACUUCAUUUACAGCUGGAGCUACACAUGAAAGAAAAGAGAGAGGACAUCCAGAUUAGGUGGUCCUUCAUCAGCGUGCCUGAAAUGGCCAUUGAGAUCCAGCCCAAGGCCCUGGAGGAGGACCAGGUGGUCGAGACAAAUGCCAUAUCUGAAGCCCUUAAGGACAUUCUGAAGCAUCUGGUCGUUUCUGCCUCUCCCUCAGUGGUCCUGAGCACCAAGCCCACGGAUGCGAAGGAAGUCCAGAAUCUACAGUAUACUUCACCUACUGCUCAGGAAUCCUGCCCUCCUAAACCUCCAAGGGCUCAUGAACUAAAAUUACUGGUGAAGAACAUCCGAGCCUCGCUGCUGAGUGAUCCUGGUGCUUCAGGCAACAUUAACCCAGUGUGUACAGCUCAGCUGAAUGAUCCUGUUCAGAGGUUCUCCAGCACCCUAGCAAAAAACACUACUGACCUCACAUGGGAAGAAGAAUUCACCUUUGAGCUGAAUGCCAAGUCGAAGGAGUUAUACCUGCAGAUUUCAGAGGCUGGGCGAUCCUCAGAAGGUCUGUUGGCAAUGACGACGGUCCCUUUAGAUUUAUUUAAGAAGCAGCCUUCUGGACCACAGAGCUUCACGCUGACCAGUGGGUCCUCCUCCAGCAGCUCGGUGCUGGGUUCUGUCACUGCAGAGUUUUCUUACAUAGAACCUGGUGAAUUGAAGUCCUGGCAAGUCCCUCUCCCUGUUCCUGCGACGAAGAUAGAAAAGGACCGCACAGUGAUGCCUUGUGGGACCGUGGUCACGACUGUCACUGCUGUGAAGACCAAGCCUCGCUUUGACCUGGGGAGGGCAUCCCCACUGAGCUCCGAGUCCCCUGUGAAGACGCCCGUCAAGGUGAAGGUGAUUGAGAAGGACAUCUCUGUCCAGGCCAUCGCGUGCCACAGCGCCCCUGUCAGCAAAACGUUCUCCUCUUCAGACACAGAAUUGUUGGUGUUGAAUGGUUCGGAUCCAGUGGCUGAAGUGGCCAUUCGGCAGCUCAGUGAAUCUUCAAAGCUGAAACUCAAGUCGCCGCGGAAGAAAAGCACUCUCAUCAUAUCAGGGAUCUCAAAGACCUCGCUCUCUCAGGACCACGAUGCUGCCCUGAUGCUGGACUACGCGGCUUCCAUGGACAGCACCCGCCAGAAGGAUGCCCCGUCCUCGACAGAGGUGGCUGCAGCCUCUGCCCUGCCUGAGCCAGACGAGCCGGCCCAUGCCCCGGCUGCUCUCGAGCUCCAGGAGAAUGAACUAGACUCCUGGGACUUGGAAAGGGAGUCCCAGGCUGCUGCAUGGAGUGGCCCGGCCCUACUGGACGCUGAUGGGGACGAGCUGUCUGAGAGCUCCCUGAGUGUCUCGGAGCCAGGUGCUGCCAAAAAGCAUAAAGGAGGAAUUUUAAGGAAAGGCGCAAAGCUGUUCUUCCGCCGGCGGCAUCAACAGAAAGAACCAGGCAUGAGCCAGUCACACAAUGACCUCGUGUUCCUGCAGCAGCCAGAGGGGGCCCGGAGGAAGGGGACGACCCUCAGCAGGAUCCUGAACAGGAAGCUGCUGUCCAGGCACAGAAGCAAGAACACCGUGAACGGCGCUCCUGUGGAGCACUGCACGUAGGGCCGAGGCCAGAAGACAUGGGCCCUCGUGACCACCAGGACACAGCCAGAGUGCCGGCCAGCUGUCAGAUGGCCCCGCUUUUCUAGCUUGUUUUUUUCCCCAACAGUCUAGUCUUUAAGAGGGAAAAAAAAAUCUUGAGUCUCCAGCUAGGAGGCUUCCCCAAGAGGACUGACAAAGCCCAAUUUGCCACCAGAUGCCAAAGGAGACCUGGUAACCCCACAGCUUAGGCUGUGCUCAGUCUAAGGGUUGAGGUUAAAUAUUAGAAGGAGGUUUACAUUGUGCAUGAAGUAAUAUACUCUAAUGGACUGUGGAGGAGCAGGCUUGGGGAGUCAGUUUUACCCAUUUUAUACUCUAACAAGUAUUGUUUGGGGUCCAUGCCUGGACCAUGUUCCAAAGAGGAGGGGCCCUUCUGUACUGUCUCUGUGAAAGGAAGGGAUGGGUCACCUCUCCUAAUCUGCUGCUUCAAAUUAAAAAGUGCGCCUGGCCCUGAGUACAGGGAGGUGGGACAUAGGCAGGAUUUUUUGAUAGAGAAACUAUGACAGGAAUGGAAAUGCCCUGACAAAUAUAAGACAACGCUGCCUUUGAUAUUAGCCAUAGAACGUGACAUCUUAUGCAAUACUAAAUAUGUCCUAUGUACAUUACACUGAACACUUUUCUAAGUUUACUUUGAUCCUACUUGCCAGUGGGAGAUAUAUGAAUUCUUAUGAGAUUUUCACAUUUUUCUCUGUCAUGUCAGAAGCUCUACUAAUACUGGUGGUGCAGUUGACGAUGCAGAUAUUUUUUUCCUGUCUGGCAAGCCUGUCAAAUGAAGUUAGAAGCAAUAGUGACAGCUACUAGAACAUGGUCACUGCACACAAACAGGGUUUUUGCCAAAUAUUGCCAAUAGCCAAAACAAAGUACUCUGAGGGCAAUAGAGGAGGUUAUUUUGUGUCUCAGUUGUCAGUCUUAGGAAUGGAAGUUUGAUGACAAAUGGGCCAAACUUGCAUGAAAUUCCUUUGAUGAGCUCUGCAGAAUUCUGCUGGGAACAGUGCUCCUGGACACGUUUCGGGGUGCCCUUGUUCUGCUUUCUAGUGGAAAAGGUGAUAAACUCGGCACAGGACUUAUUGAUAUCUGUAUGCAUCUUUCAAACCACUUUCCUCAUCAGAAUGACUGUCUGCUUCUGUUCAUUCACAUUCUCACACUGGUCCACCCCUUUAGAACGUACCACUUCCAGUAGACAUGCUUAUUAAAGAGUGAGUGUCACUGGAGUGAAAUGUUUUGACAGUUUAAUAAGAUUCAUUUUCAUCCCAAUAGGACUUUAAAUGAUGGUAUGAAAACCUGACUUCUGUCACGGAUAUGAAAUGGGUGAGUUCCUUCCUGCCGGCUCUUUUGUUAAUCCUGAAACAUUAAAUAUUUCAGAGAAUAGAGCCAUUGAUGAAUAAAAAGCUUUAUAGAAACCAAAAUUAUAGAUUUUUUUUCCUUUUGACGGAGAAAUUCAAAAACUAUAUUAGGAAUUUCACUUUUUCUUUUUUUUUUUUUUUAAAUAAAGAUGACCGGUAAGAGGAUCUUAACCCUUGACUUGGUGUUG
This is a messenger RNA of Galeopterus variegatus (Sunda flying lemur), 3742 nucleotides long. It is a transcript of the gene C2CD2, whose product is annotated as C2 calcium-dependent domain containing 2. NCBI's taxonomy places the organism in Eukaryota, Metazoa, Chordata, Mammalia, Dermoptera, Cynocephalidae. The transcript has 15 exons. Bases 1 to 2175 code for a protein of 724 amino acids. The record is from RefSeq and is a predicted model, not a curated record.